Messenger RNA from Vitrella brassicaformis, 6904 nucleotides. Lineage: Eukaryota; Vitrellaceae. The record is from the annotation of a GenBank genome assembly.
CAUUUUUCGCGUUGUUUUGCCGCAACGAAACACCACUAUUCCGCAUCAUCGCCUUGUCAACCCGGCCUUCAAGUUGCACGAUGCGGCACCUUUCCACUCAUGGCACCUGGCAAGUGACGCCGCAUGUGUCGAUGCUUGGCGGUGGAGGCGGUUUCUAUCGGUCCACUGACGCAGUUGCGGUGGGGCAUCCCGAGGCAAUCAUCCUCUCGUGUUUCCUCGCCUGCUAUGCAGUGGCCAUGGCCAUCUGGCUCGUGCGGCGGACCAAGACAAGACGAGUUAUCCAGGCGUCCAGCAACCUUCUCUCUGUCAGCACCGAAGCGCCCUCAUCUGGCAACACGUCCACCAAUGGGGAGGUCAUCAUGUCAGGGAGUGGAGGAGCGGCCGACAGCGGCGAGGGCGAGGCGGCGCGUGUGCACUCCUUGCGUCACGGUGGCUACACGAAGCUCGAGUGGCUGCAGCAGGCAGUCAACAUUAUGGUGGUCGCGAUAUCUAUCGUGCUGCUGUUCUACACAGUUCUGCGUCCUGGGGGCGGGAGUGUGAGCGGGUACGUCCAUCCGGCUAUGUUGGCUAUCGCCUUCACGCUCUCGGUGGUUUCUUAUCACUGCGAGGCGAGAUCCGAGGGCCCCCUCAGCUGGGUGACCUGGGUCUUCUGGUUGCUGGCCACAAUCACGACUGUUGAUGUGUACGCCCGGUCCGCAACUGGGGCAGCGUCGGAGCCUUUUGACCGCAGCUCAUCGGCACGUGUGCCGCUGAUGCCCAGCCUCACCUGGGAUGAGCUGCUCCACGUGGCAUUGUUUGAUCUCACAGUCAUCCAGAUCGGCCUCUUUAUCUGGCGAGAAGUCUUGCGGGUCGGUGAGAGGCAGGCCUAUGAACAGACACAUUCCACAGACACACACACAGAUGCUGGUGUGUUUGUUGUCGGUGGUGCAGUCAAAUGUCGCUGAGGCCCCAUCGAGCUCUGCUGUUGCCGACCCCCACGCGCCAACGAACCUGUCGGUACCACUGCUGCAUGGAACGGCGAAAGAGAAGGAGGCCGACACUGACACGAGUGUGCAUGCCGCUCAUCCGUCCCCCUCCAUCGCCCCUCCUCCGCCAUCAGCCGAGGUGCCGGCCUCUCUGAUAUCCCGGCUGACAUUCUACUGGCUGUCGCCCUUCAUGGCCAUCGGCAAACAAAGGCCACUCGUCACCUCUGACCUCAACGAUCUGAACCCCAAAGUAAUUAAUUAGUGAUGGCGGGUGGGAGGCAGCGCCUGCAGUGAAAUGUCUGUCGGUCUGUCUGUCGGUCUGUCUGUCGGUCUGUCUGUCUGUCUGUGUGGGGGGAUCUCUGCAGGACUAUGCAGGGGCCGUCACCGAUGUGUUGGAGGCACAGUGGCAGAGGGAGCUGCGGCGGGCCAGCCACCCACUGGCCUCGCCGCAUGGCACCGCCCAGGGGCCUGUGUCGUCUCGCCUGCCGUCGGUCACCAUGGCACUCGGACGGUCCUUCGGUGUGCAGUUCCUGCGUGCGGGUGCUGACAAGUUGAUUUACGACAUCCUGACGCUGCUGCAGCCGGUUUUGCUCAAUCUCAUUUUGACUUACCUGGAGGAGUCGGACCUGCAGCCUUUCAGCCAUGGGCUGCUGUACGUGGUGCUCUUGUUGGUUAGUGCCACCACUGCCAGCAUCCUCCUCAACCACUACUUUCAGCUGUGAGUGAGUUAUGUUAUGACACAACCAAGCUACCAUACCAGAGAAAAACAGGCAGGCCAGACAUCCUCUCACGUCCGUCCUUGUGCUGUGUCUGUCAGUGCGCUUCGGUGUGGGAUGCAUGUGGCGAGCUCUCUGACGACGCUGGUCUAUCGGAAGGCGACAAGAGUCAUCCCUGGCCAGGUGACUAAGCUCGAUGAUGACGACAGUGACGCCAAGAAGGGGCAGACCAAGAAGGCCGAGGCAUCGGGUGCGGGAGGUGACAACACAGCCGACAGUGCGGGGGGCGAGACCGCCAAGAGCAAGUCGGUUUCAGUUGGGGAGAUCGUCAAUCUGAUGAGUGUGGACACGGAGAGGGUGCGGGACAUGCUCACUUACACACACCUCAUCUGGUCGUCACCAUUUCAGGUCAAACAGACAGGGACGGGCUCUCAUGUCUUGUGCGCAGCUUGCUAAGUGGCACGUGGGUGUGUCAUGUGUUGUGUUGUGCUGCGCUGCGUGUUCCGACAGGUAGUUCUGUGUGUGGCUCUUCUGCUGCGUGUGGUGGGCGUGGCCGCCUUUGUGGGCAUGGGCGUGAUGGUCCUCAUGGGGCCACUGACAGCAACGCUGCUCAAGCGAAUGGAGACACUGCAGAAGGAGAUAAUGAAACUCAGAGGUAGGUGAACACACGACAGACAGCAACCACACACACUGACACCGACGUAUCGACCACUGCACUGCUCCGUGCAUCCCUUGGAUGUACGGUGGUGUGUGUAUGGUGUAAACAGACGAGCGCGUCAAGAUGACCAACGAGACGUUGGCGGGCAUGAAGAUCGUGAAGCUGUAUGCCUGGGAGAAACCGAUGGGGCAGCGAGUACGCGACGUCCGCAACAAGGAGCUGGCCAUUCUGUGGAAGUGAGCGGAGCGACAUGAAGCCAGCCAGCUGUCAACCCACACACACGGACCGGCUGACGUGACGCAGAGGUCUGUCUGUGUGGUGCUGUCUGUGUCCUGUGAUGUGUAUGUGUGUCUAGGUAUCUGUCGCUGGAGGUGCUGAGUUGGUUGGGCUGGAUGUCGCUGCCCACGAUCGUGGCCGCGGCAACCUUCGCCGCAUACACGCUGCUCGGCAACACCAUUGACGCUCCAACAGCCUUCACCGGUCGGUCAGCUGCACUCACUGCAUGGCCGGUGCUCAUGACUCACUCUGUAUGCUUCACUCGUGUCAUGUUUGUUGUGGCUUGUGUCAGGUCUGUCGCUCUUCAACAUUUUGACGUUCCCCAUGCAGGCCAUCCCGUACGUCAUAAUGGGGCUGGUCGAGACCCGCACAUCGCUCGGCAGAAUACAGAAGUUCCUCCUGGGCGACGAGAUCACGCCCCUCCCCGCCCUCUCACCCGUCCAUGCCGCCGUCCCGCCCGGCACCGCCACUGUCGAGUGCGCGAACAUGAAGCUCGCUUGGCCAAACGGCACCGUCUUUCUUGACAACAUCUCUCUCACGUGCCAGGCCGGGCAGCUCACCAUGAUUGUCGGACCGGUCGGAGCAGGUCGGUCAGGCCAGGACACAGAAACUGGGUGGGGGGACAGGAGACAGGACAGGCUCUGGAUGGAUAGGAUAUGUCUCUACUUGCCUUGGCGUGUGUGUGUGUUUAGGCAAGAGUGGUCUGUUGCUGGCCCUGAUAGGCGACCUGACGCCUGCCAGCGGCACCUGCAGUGUGGUGGGGUCGCUGGCCUACGCCGCACAGACGGCCUGGAUACAGAACUGCAGCCUGCGCGACAACAUCCUCUUUGGAAGGGCCUUCGACCAAGGCAAGUACGACCGUGUCGUGGAGGCCUGUGCGUUGAAGCCCGACUUCUCCGUGCUGCCCGCUGGCGACCAGACAGAGAUCGGCGAGAAGGGCAUCAAUCUGUCAGGCGGACAGAAACAGGUGCGCCAACGGAGGCGUGCACACACGCGAAUAGAGAGAGAGAUGUCACUGUGUCUGUCUGUCCGGUUUGCCUCUUCCGUCUGUCUCAGCGAGUGGCGCUGGCUCGUGCCGUCUACUCGGACGCCGACGUAUACCUCCUCGACGACACCCUGUCUGCAGUGGACAGCCACGUGGCGCACCACAUCAUGUCGUCGGCCAUCCUGGGUCUGCUCAAGCAGGCCAACAAAACCAUCGUCAUGGUCACCCACAACCUGCACGUCCUCCCCAUGGCCGACCAGAUCGUCACCAUCCAAGACGGCGGCGUCCACUUCACCGGCGAGUACCAGGCCUUCAGAGAAUCAGGCGGCGACCUUGCCACCUUCCUAAACACCGAAGAGGACGAGGAGGACGAUGCGGGCGAUGCCGGGCACGUGGACGAGGAGGAGGCAGACGAUGUGCUGAUGGACGAGAUCGAGCGGAACCUGCUCGACGCCAAGGGCCCCAGUCGGCAAAGGAGUGCGAGCAGCGACAGGAGUGGGCGGAGCGGCCGGAGCGGCAAGAGGAAGAAGUCUAUGCAUGAUAAGGACAAGGAGGCCCAGGCCGGCGACGCCGCCAAGAAGAAAGACUCCACCAGCGGCGCACUCAUUGAGGACGAAACUGCCGCGACCGGCGCCGUAUCACGAAAGGUGGGUGGGGGGAAUGCAGUGCAGUGAGUCCAGUAGAGGAGGGCAGGAAACAAGUCAGUCCGCAGUCAAGUGCAGUGCUUUCCUCUGUGCUGUGCAUGUGAUGUGCAUGUGAUGUGUAUGCAGGUGUAUCGUGACUACGUGAGAGAGGGCGGUGUUGGCAUCCUGGUGGCGGCUGGUGCGUUCCUGGUGCUCUCACAGGUCUUUCAGAUCUCGGCAAAUUCUUGGCUGUCAUACUGGGCCGACCACCCAUAUGUGCUGGGAUCCAUCCUCAACUCGCUGGGUGUGUACUCGGCCCUCUGCAUCGUGGACCCCAUCACGAUGUUCAUUUCGCUGUGCUGCGGGUAUGGUAGAUGAUUGCGAUACUCUGUGCGUGUGGAGGACUCAUUUGUUUCAUUGGUGUCAUUUGUUUCCGAUGUAUGUUCCUGUCGAUGGAGGUAUUUGCUGUCGUGGUACGCCGCUGGUGCCAUGCACGAGCGGCUGCUGUCGUCCAUCCUGCGGGCCACACAGGCCUUCUUCGACACCACACCCACAGGCCGCAUUCUCAACCGGUACGUACGCCACGCUAGCUACGUACAAGGUCAUGGAUGGGAUGUACACCUCACACCGACGCACCACUUGUGUGUUUCUCUUCCUCGUGUGUGCGGGGCGGGCGUUGUGUAGGUUUUCAAAGGACAUCGAGACGAUUGACGAGCGGCUGCUAGCGAGUCUGUGGGCCGUCUUGUUCGAAACGGUCGCCUUGGCAGGGAGCCUCCUGGUCAUUCUCUAUGUCGCGCCCUGGGUGCUGCUGGCGGUGCUGCCCCUGGCUGCCCUCUACUGGCUCACCCAACAGUACUACAUCCCCACAUCGCGGCAGCUCCGGCGCCUCAACAACAUCCUCAAGUCGCCUGUCUUCUCGCACUUCAGCGAGACCCUCGAGGGGGUGUCGACCAUCAGGGCGUUCCGAGCGGAGCAUGAGUUCCGUAGCGAGAACGCCAGGAAGGUCGAUAAGAUGCAGCGGGCCUACUUCCUCUCGUGGAUGGCCAACAGGUGGCUCGCCGUCAGGCUGGAGUUCAUCGGCAACAUCAUCGUCUCGCUGGCUGGGCUGAUUUGCGUGCUGGGGGCCUCCCACAUCCCCAGCGGCAUGGCGGGGCUCUGCCUCACCUAUGCACUCAUGGUCACUGAAGGUGGGUGACAGACAGAGGGAGGGAGGGAGACCGAUGGAUGGCUGGAUGGAUGGUUGUGUGGUGUGGUUCAGGGCUGAACUGGUUGGUGCGCAACUCAUGUGAGUGAGUGCUGUCCCUUGAUUGUAUGUGUGUCAGCAAGUGACGUAAAUGUAUAUGUAGGUGACCUCGAGACCAACAUCGUGUGUGUGGAAAGGGUUCAGGAGUAUGCUACCACCCUACCGCAGGAGGUCAGUAUGACUGACGGCACGCACAGCAGACAGACAACGCACGGACGCAUACGACCUCGUUUGUCUGUCUGUGUGUGUGUCAAGGCGGCGCUGGUGGUUGAGGGCAAUCGUCCCCCAUCCGACUGGCCCCAGAAAGGCAGGCUGUCUCUCAAGAACCUCCAAGUGAGAUAUCGGCCAGGGCUGCCUCUUGUCCUGAAAGGGCUCACCGUCACCAUCGAAGGCGGCCAAAAGGUCAGCACUGCCACACACAGUGAGUGGUACACAGCGACCAGCUGUCUUCAAUAUCUCCUGUCUGUCUGUGUGUGUGUCCAUCCAUCCAUCCCUCGCAGAUUGGGAUUGUUGGGAGAACUGGUGCCGGCAAGUCUACAUUGAUGCAGGUGUUGCUGCGGCUGGUGGAGCCCACGGCAGGAUACAUCGAAGUGGACGGCAUCGAGUGCACUAAAAUCGGACUAGACGACCUGAGGAAGCAGUUCAGCAUCAUACCACAGGACCCUGUCCUCUUCACGGGCUCGGUUCGCUUUAACAUCGAUCCGUUCGCACGGUGAGUGAGCAUGACACCACACGCACUCAGACAGACAGACAGACAGGCCACACAUGACUCAUCCAUCCAUCCAUCCAUCAGGCACAGCGACGAGGAGGUGUGGCAGGCCCUCCGGCGUUCACAUCUGUCAGAUUUCGUCUCGUCCCUCCCGGACGGCCUGUCCUCUGUGGUGGAGGAGGGCGGCAGGAACUUCUCACAGGGCCAAAGGCAGCUGCUGUGCCUCGGCAGGGCGCUGCUGCGACGUUCAAAGAUCAUCCUCCUUGACGAGGCCACCUCUGCAGUCGACCACAAGACAGACGCGCUCAUACAGGUAAAUGGGUCGACAGUGGUCACACGUCGAGGCCCCCACCCUUAUCUGUCUGUCUGUCUGCGUAUAUGUCAGACGACCAUCCGCGAGGAGUUCAGAUCAUGCACCGUCCUCACCAUCGCCCACAGAAUACACACCAUCCUCGACUCAGACAAGGUGACGUUACACGCAUCCACAUGCCCAAUAAUCCCUCCCCACCCACCGGUGUCUCCUCCUGCCUGUCGGUCGCGUCAUUCAGGUGCUGGUAAUGGAUCACGGGUUGGUGGCCGAGUUCGACUCGCCCAAGCGGCUGCUGCAGAGACGCACCAGCAUCUUCAGCUCCAUCGCGGCCCAGGCGGGCAUCACCGACGCCACGACUUCGUACGGCAGCAGAUCACCCAGGCCAUCAUGAUGGAUGGGAGGGGAGGAGCAGGGCGGGU